AUGUGACUAAACAAGUCCAUCUGGUUUUCUCUUCACAGAGAGGGGCUGAGCUUUAAGGAAAUGGAUGUCAGUUUAACAAGCAAAAUACAUAUGGAACAUACGUAGGCUCUUGUAGUGAACAUCAUGGCUGUGAACUCUUUGGACCUGCUCUUCAGAGCUCUGGAUGAGUUGGGCUCUGCAGAUCUGAAGAGGUUCAAGACGUACCUGUCCGAGAAGACCCUGGAGGGGUUUGAGCCCAUCCCCAAAGGAAAGCUGGAGGACAGUGACACUACAGAUGUUGCCUCCAAGAUGAAGGAGACCUAUCAGGGGGAAGGCUCAGUGAAGAUGGCUCUGACCAUCCUGAGGAAGAUGAACCUCAACGACCUUGCAGACAAACUAAAGAGAGCUGCUGCACAGUCCCAAAAGAGAGAAGCAAAUGCACCUGUACAAGAUCCAGAAGAGGAAGAUGACCCAAUUGUACAAGAAGUCAAGGAAAAACACAAAAAGUGGAUGAUCAAAAAGUUUGGCAGCAUUUAUGAGUGUACUGAAGAGGGAAAGAACAAAACACCCCUGAGCAAGAUCUACACUGAGCUCUACAUCACAGAGGGAGAGAGUGAAGGCGUCAAUGCUCAACAUGAGUUUCGCAGGAUUGAAACACAAUCAAAUUUUCAGAGGGGAGACAAAGAUAAAAUCAACUGUAAUGACAUCUUUAAGUACUUAAUGGAAGAUGAGAAAAUUGUGGUGACCACAGGCAUUGCAGGCAUUGGAAAAACUGUAUGUGUGCAGAAGUUCAUUCUAGACUGGGCAGAAGGAAGGGCUAAUCAGGAUGUUGAUUUCAUGCUUGCGCUUCCCCUGCGUCAGUUAAAUUUGAUAAAAAAUGACGAGUACUCUCUUCACCAACUCCUCCUCGACUUUCACCCUGAACUGGAUGAAAAGGUCAUACAUCCACACGUGUUCAGAAAGGGGAAGAUUAUACUCUUACUAGAUGGUCUGGAUGAGAGCAAACUCCCCUUGGAUGUAGAACAGAGCAUUGACAUGCAUGAUCCCCUGAAGACUGCAUCAGUGGAUGUGUUGAUAACCAACCUCAUCAAAGGCAAUCUUCUGCCUAAUGCGCUUAUUUGGAUAACCUCCCGACCAGCAGAUGUCAAACGGAUCCCUUCUAAAUACAUAAAUAAGUGGACAGAACUUCAAGGUUUCAAUGACCAACAGAAGGACGAGUACUUCAAGAAGAAGAUGGAAAAUCCGGUUGAAGCUGAGAGAGCCAUUGACCACAUUAAAAGGUCCAAGAGCCUCUACAUUAUCUGCCACAUCCCCGUCUUCUGCUGGAUCUUAGCCACUGUCAUCAUAAAAAUGAUCAAUCACGCCAGCUUGAGUUGCAUACCUCAAACACUAACUGAGAUUUAUAUCUGUUUUCUGCUCACGGAGACAAAAAGGAAGGGACAAAAAUAUGGCAAGGGUUUUGAACGAGAUGAUAAAAAACGUCUGGAGUCCAACAAAGAGGCAAUCCUAAAAUUAUCUGAACUAGCAUACAAAGAACUGGAAAAGGGUAACAUCUUGUUUUCUGAAGACAGCCUGAAGGAGAGUGAUAUUGAUGUCGAUGACCCAUCUUUGUACUCUGGUAUGUGCUCUGAGUUCUUCAGGAGUGAAUGUGUUGUUGACCAACAUAAAGUGUUUUGCUUUGUGCACCUGAGCAUUCAGGAGUUUCUUGCUGCUUUCUAUGUGUUUCACUGCUUUGUGAAUAAGCAUACAGAUGUGCUGAAGCAUUUUCCCUCACAGAGAGAUCAAGAAACCACUACCACAGGUAUGCAAGGCCCAAAUUUAGAAUCUUUCUCCGCGAAAAUAUGGAGAAUUAUCACUCAUUUGUUUAAGGGGAACUGGAAGUUUACACAGAUUUCAAUGGCAGAUUUUUUUAGAACUGCAGUAGAUAAAUCCAUGCAAAGGGAAGAUGGACAUCUGGAUCUUUUCCUUCGCUUCCUCUUGGGCAUAUCAUUGGAGUCCAAUCAGAAACUCCUACAAGGCCUUCUGACACACAUGGAGAGCAGCUCAGACAGCCUCAAGGAAACAGCCCAGUAUAUCAAAGGCCUUCUUAAUGAGGACAAAAUACUUUUAAGUGUAGACAUACAAACCACGGAAAGAUGUAUGAAUCUGUUACUCUGUUUGUUGGAGAUGAAGGAUAAUUCCCUUUUUGAUGAGAUUCAACAAUAUAUAAAUUCAGGAGAAGAGCUCUCACCAGCCCAAUGCUCAAGACUGGCCUACAUGCUUCUAGUGUCAGAGGAAACACUGGAUGAGUUUGACCUGACAAAGUACAAGACAACAAGUGAGGGCCGUUGCAGACUGCUUAUUGUACUGAGGGUUUGCAGGAAGGCAUGUUUUGUAGACUGUAAACUUUCAGAGAAGUCCUGUGGAAUUGUGGCGACUGUUCUACAGUCACCGAACUCCCUGCUAGAGCUGGACCUGAGUCAUAAUAACCUGGGGAAUUCAGGAGUUCAUCUUCUGUCUAAGGGACUGUCUAGUCCCCACUGCAAACUGCAGACAUUAAGUUUUCAUUCACUGAAGGCCAUGCAUCUAGCUUCACGAACACUCAAACUCAAGCUUAACAUGGUAGUAUACACUCAAAAACUAUACACCAUAAAGACUAUUUAGUCAUUUGUCAAUGCACAUAAUAUUGAUAAUGGAUGCCAAAUUAUUAACAUAUAAAACACAUGCACUUCUCAUCCAUUUUCCACCAUGAACUACACUCAAUAUGGCUACC
Messenger RNA from Sardina pilchardus (European sardine), 2731 nucleotides. RefSeq names its product NACHT, LRR and PYD domains-containing protein 6-like. The transcript is spliced from 7 exons. Bases 124 to 2622 code for a protein of 832 amino acids. Gene Ontology annotation, biological process: intracellular signal transduction. NCBI's taxonomy places the organism in Eukaryota, Metazoa, Chordata, Actinopteri, Clupeiformes, Clupeidae. The record is from RefSeq and is a predicted model, not a curated record.